Molecule: messenger RNA, 4014 nt
Organism: Chaetomium strumarium
Lineage: Eukaryota; Fungi; Ascomycota; Sordariomycetes; Sordariales; Chaetomiaceae
Product: P-loop containing nucleoside triphosphate hydrolase protein
Exons: 2
Coding region: 169-3540 (1123 amino acids)
Molecular function (GO): ATP binding; ATP hydrolysis activity
Source: RefSeq, a predicted model, not a curated record
CGGGGCACUUACUGAUUGCCAACCAGACUUCCUUGCCUCAUCAGGACCCAACCCAUUCCGAGCCGAUAGCUGGAAAGGGGGGUAUAUUCUGCGCAUCCAGGCCUCCGAGACCUUUGCCUGGCUUUGCGCGGCGCUCACGAGAAUCGGACAAGCGACAAUAACCAAAUUAUGCCGCAUUCAGUGACGCCUCCGACAAUGACGGUGCCCAUCAAGGCGCCCGACGGCGCUGCCCCGCCUCCCACGUCCGCCGAGGUCUCGUCCAUUAUCAACACCAUCUUCACCGCCAAGACCUCGUCCGCCUCGAUCGAUGCAUGCUACGGCCUGUGCGAGCUGCUCCUCAACUCGGUCGGUGUUCAGGGCCUGCACGACUACGGCGUCCUCGCCGAGAUCAGGAAAGCCGCGGCCGACAAGAAAAGCGGCCUCCGACGCGAAAGCGCUCAGAACCUGCUCGGCGCCCUGUUCGAACGUUUCCCGCCACGCCAGCCCAUCAGCGAGAUUGUGUUCCUCCUUCAGGAUGGCGGUGUGCUCAGCUGCGCUCUCGAUGCGCUUGCCGACAAAGGUUCCGUUGUUCGCGACGCAGCCCAAUACGGCAUCGAUGCGCUCUUCGCCAACCUAAGCGCCGAGGCCAUGAUUGCCGGCCUCCUACCCGCUCUCACCGAAUACAUUGCUAAGGCCGGUGGCAAGUGGCAAGGAGUGGUCGGCGCAUUCAAGUUGAUGCAGAAAAUGGCGGACAAGGCCAAGAUCACAGCGGGGAGCACAAAGGAGGAGGCCCGGGAGCAGGACUUUCUGCGCGAGGCCAUGGGCUCCAAGCUUGCCAGUUUGAUCCCAGUUGUCGAGAACGGCAUGCUGGACAUGAAAUCCGAGGUGGAGAAGCAGGCGGUCAAGACCAUGACGUCGCUGACUACUCUGCUUUCGAACGACGACGUGGCGCCUCGCAUCCCCCUUCUCAUCGAAACCAUGCACCAUCCCUCGGCAGAGGCCGUGCAUAAGGCUAUCCACGCCUUGUCGCAGACAACGUUUGUUGCCGUUGUGACGUCGCCCGUCCUUGCCUUGCUUACCCCUUUCCUGGAGCGCGCCCUCAACAACCCGUCGACGCCACAGGAAGUCCUCCGCCAGACCGUUGUCAUCACAGAGAACCUCACUAAACUUGUACACGACCCGAUCGAGGCGCGGACCUUCCUGCCAAAGCUUCAACCAGGCAUCAAGAGUGUCGUGGAGAGGGCUUCGCUGCCCGAGGUGCGUCAGUUGGCCACGCGAGCGCUGGGCGUGAUGGACAAGGCCAUGGGCAUGGACAACGAGAAGACGGCUGUUGUCGAGCGGACCACAGCGGACGAUGUUUUCUCGCAGCUCCAACUCGAGAUUAAAAACAGCAACAACAGCGCCGCCGGUGACAAGCUCGUGCUGCCGUACAUUGCCUGCAUGGUCAGCGAAGAUGUCAAUCACCGCCAGCUCGACCGCAUACAUGCCAGGAUCGCCCCUUACCUCCGGUCGUUGAUACACCCAGCUGCAGCUGAAAGAGUUGCUGCAGCUGUCCACGAGUUCUAUGUGGAGGAGGACCACCGCAAGUACGGCGUUCCUGAAAAAGAGGACGACGGUGAGGUUGAGAUCGUGAAUGCCGACUUUUCGCUCGCGUACGGCGGCAUGCUCCUGCUGUCUCAUACCAACUUGAGGCUGCUCAAGGGCCAUCGUUAUGGCCUUUGCGGGAGGAACGGUGCAGGCAAGUCGACGCUGAUGAAGAGCAUUGCUGGCGGCAAGCUGGAAGGCUUCCCGCCCCAGGAUGUGUUGCGGACUUGCUACGUCGAGCACAACCAGGGCGAGGAUGCUGAUAUCAGCAUCUUGGAGUUCGUAUCUAAGGACCCGGUCAUCGCGAAGGAAGGGCAAGAGAGAAUCUCCGCCGUCCUGGAAGAAUUCGGCUUCACAUCUGGGCCGGAGGGCCGGCAGUCCCAGAAGGUCGGCUCGCUCUCGGGAGGUUGGAAGAUGAAGCUGGCUCUUGCUCGUGCUAUGCUGCAGAGAGCCGAUGUCCUGCUGCUCGACGAACCUACUAACCAUCUUGACGUGGCAAACAUCAAGUGGCUCGAGAACUAUCUUAAGACGCACACCGACAUCACCAGCUUGAUCGUGUCCCACGACUCCAGUUUCCUUGAUGAGGUCACUACCGAUAUCUACCACUACGAGCCCAACAAGAAGCUCGGCCACUACAAGGGCAACCUUGCCGCUUUUGUCAAGAUCCGCCCAGAGGCCAAGAGCUACUACACGCUGUCGGCCUCGAACGUGCAGUUCAAAUUCCCUCCGCCCGGAAUCCUUAGCGGUGUCAAGUCACAGACUCGUGCCAUCAUCCGCAUGACUAAUGUCUCGUACACCUAUCCUAAUGCGCCCAAGCCGUCCCUGACAGACGUGUCCUGCCAGCUGUCGCUCUCCUCUCGAGUGGCCAUCAUCGGCCCCAACGGUGCCGGCAAGUCCACGCUGAUCAAGCUCCUGACGGGCGAGGUGAUUCCCACGUCCGGCAAGGUCGAGAAGCACCCCAAUCUCCGCAUCGGUUACAUCAAGCAGCAUGCGUUGGAACACGUCGAGAUGCAUCUUGAGAAGACACCCAACCAGUAUCUCCAGUGGCGGUAUGCCCAUGGCGACGACCGGGAGGUGCACAUGAAGCAGACGCGGAUGCUGUCAGAUAAAGACCGGGAGCAGAUGGAAAAGUUCAUCGAUGUCGGUGAUGGCAAGGGGAAGCGCCAGGUCGAAGCGCUUGUCGGUCGGCAGAAGUAUAAGAAGACCUUCCAAUAUGAGGUAAAAUGGCGCAAUUUCCUCCCUAAACACAACACCAUGAUCUCGCGCGAGACCCUCCUCGACUUAGGUUUCGCCAAACUCGUCCAAGAUUUCGAUGACCAUGAGGCCUCCCGGGAAGGGCUCGGCUACCGCGAGCUCCAGCCGUCGGUCAUUUCCAAGCACUUCGAGGACCUCGGUCUGGACCCAGACAUCGCCAACCACAACGAGAUUGGCUCCCUCUCCGGCGGCCAGAAAGUCAAGGUCGUCAUCGCGGGAGCCAUGUGGAACAACCCGCACUUGCUGGUCCUCGACGAACCGACCAACUUCCUCGACCGUGACUCCCUCGGUGGCCUGGCAGUCGCCAUCCGCGAUUUCAAGGGCGGCGUGGUCAUGAUCUCGCACAACGAAGAAUUCGUCGGCGCGCUCGCCACCGAGCAGUGGCACGUCGUGGACGGACGGGUUACCCACCGCGGCCACUCGGCCGUCGCGCUGGACCGGUUCGAGGAUGCGAGCCGGCCUGCGAGCGCGGUGCCCAGCGGUGUGAACAGUCCUGUGCCCAGCUCCAGUGCCGUCAGCAGCGCGGUGAACAGCGGGGCCGAGGAUAAUGGCGGACCCGCGGUCACAGGGGAGAGCAUGAAGUUCAAGGCGAAAAAGAAGAAGAAGAUGACGAAGCGCGAGCUGAAGGAACGGGAGGUCAGGCGGAGGUUGAGGCAUAUCGAGUGGUUGAACAGUCCUAAGGGCACACCGCGGCCGCCGGAUACGGAUGAUGAGGCCGAGUGAGAGAGGAAGUGGAUGGCUUCCAUCGGGUCGAGAGUAUACAGGGGUAAUAUAGGGCUGUCGGGUGAUCUCGCCUUUUCUUUUGUCUUGAUGGUGUUUCAUGAAGAGCGAGCGAGGGAUGAGUGGACCGCUGGGCUAUGGCUGGGGUAAUGAAGAUAGAGUCUAGACGCGAUUUGCGGGGUCUUUCUGGGUUGAAAAGUUCAGGAUUAUAGGGAAAGAGGCGUUUUACACUAUAAAUCGGGGAAUUGCUAUUCUGACCGCCGCGUUUGGCCUUUUCUUAGCAAACUGCUCGACAUAACUAAGGUAGGCAGCAUGGGCAUGUCUGCUCCAGGCUCGUGGGACAGAACCACCUUAUCCAGGUUCGGGUCUCCAAUGAAAAAACCGGUAAUUGAUUGCCAGUUUCCGUUAGAUAGGCUUGAACUCCCAAGUAUACAUAGUUACAUCGGGAUGAUUAACGAUUAACUAGCAAUAACGGCA